Penicillium salamii is the source of this 630-nucleotide messenger RNA. The record is from the annotation of a GenBank genome assembly. NCBI's taxonomy places the organism in Eukaryota, Fungi, Ascomycota, Eurotiomycetes, Eurotiales, Aspergillaceae.
AUGUCGUCUAACAAAACCUCAAGAAUAGGCGAAGAAAUAUGGAAAACACGAGUCGAUAAAGUCAACGCAGAAUUGGUUACGUUAACCUAUGGAACGAUUGUCGCACAAUUGUGCCAGGACUACGAUAGCAACUAUCAGGAUGUCAACAAACAGUUGGAAAAGAUGGGAUACAAUAUUGGAAUGCGUUUGAUUGAAGACUUCCUAGCAAAGUCAGGCGUCGGCCGAUGCGCCAACUUCAGAGAUACAGCCGACAUGAUUGCUAAGGUAGGCUUGAAUUCUGAUACGCUGAAGGGGGCUCGGAUAGUUGACAUCUCGCAGGUUGGCUUUAAGAUUUUCCUGAACGUUACCCCAACAGUCACGAAUUGGACGAGCGACAACACGCAAUUCUCUCUGAUCUUCGAAGAAAACCCCCUCGCCGACUUUGUGGAGCUUCCAGACGAUGGACGGGCCCAAGACGAGCUCUGGUUCUCUAAUAUCUUAUGUGGUGUGCUUCGCGGGGCCCUGGAGAUGGUUCAAAUGCAGAUCGAGGCGCAUUUCGUCAGUGACGUACUGCGCGGAGACGAUACUACCGAGAUGCGGGUCUCGCUUGUACGAUACAUCGAAGAUGAAAUGCCACCCGAAGAAGAGUGA